CAACCCGUACACCGUUCAUCAAAAACACGCGCAUGGUGCUUUCGGGAAUCGGCACGUUCAAAACAAACCUUUUAGCACCGUUUCGCUACAGCCCGCAUCCAAAGUCAUUGAAAUCCUUACAAAAUAUGGGAAAGAUCAACAAAAAGCUCCCGAAACCCAAACUCAUCGCGAAACCGUCCGACGAUAGUGGCAAAGUGAAGGGCCCGUUUCCCAUCUACCGAUCGACGCCGGUCCAGCUAAAUGGUCCCGAACCAACGAGCUUCAAGAUAGUGGAAACCAAACCGAAACAAAAGCAUGGCAAUGCCCCGAAACGUGCGCCGGCAGAAAAAUCGACAACCAAACCAUCGGCCACCACACCAUCCGCAGCACAAGAGCUCGAAGACGAAGAGGGAGUGAAGACGAAAAAGCUACGCAAGCUGGCCAUUUCCCGCCUGUCCAAGAAGGAGAAGAAACAGUUCCGCAAGGAAGAGAUGCUGAAGAAGGUGCAACUUACCAAACAAGCGUUCAAGCAGGACAAGGAAAGAAAGAAGCGAGAGCAAACGGCCGUCACCGGCGACAUGAGGCCGCUGCUGGAUGCGCUACCGUCGCUCGACUCACUGUUCGAGGUGAAGACGGCGGCAACGGUGAUGAAAACGGGCGUUCCCAAGUACGACCGGAAGGCGGAACCGAAAACGAAGAAGGAGCGCCGUACUCAGCGCAUGAAGCAGCGCAAGAAGGAGUUUCUGAAGCGAUGCAGCACCAUCAAGCGGGUGCUGAACGAUACGACUUUUAAGAAGGAUCCCAAGAAGAUGAUUGCCGAUCACAUCAGGAAUACGCGCCGCGAGCAGUUGGAGCUGCUGAUGAAAGGUGCAUCGUGAUCGGUUGGAAAUGGACAGGGUUACAUUAAACAAUUUGUUAAGGCUGAAAUAUAGGAACACGUGCGCUACAUAA
Anopheles merus is the source of this 930-nucleotide messenger RNA. RefSeq names its product protein PXR1. The transcript has a single exon. The record is from RefSeq and is a predicted model, not a curated record. Gene Ontology annotation, biological process: maturation of SSU-rRNA from tricistronic rRNA transcript (SSU-rRNA, 5.8S rRNA, LSU-rRNA). Bases 33 to 857 code for a protein of 274 amino acids. Gene Ontology annotation, cellular component: preribosome, small subunit precursor; nucleolus; 90S preribosome. NCBI's taxonomy places the organism in Eukaryota, Metazoa, Arthropoda, Insecta, Diptera, Culicidae.